CAAAGGGCAGAAGGUGUUGCAACAUUUUCGGGCUCAGUGAAUGGACAGGUGUUCUUCACGCCCACCGACCGAAGUCAGAUAAACAUUACCGGAGUGCUGUUUGGGUUUCAGAGGAAGAGAACAAUGGGAGUCCACAUUCAUGAGACUGGAGAUUUGGAAAACCAUUGCAACAAUGCCGGUGGACAUUGGAACCCAAUUAAUCGUACUCAUGGAGGACUUGACUCAGAAAUACGUCACGACGGUGACCUUGGCAAUCUGCAAACUGAUCGCAGGGGAAGAAUGACGUUCAAUCUACGUGUCAAUCAGAAUCGAUUCGACCCCACAGAUGGAUUUAUCGGGCUUAGUCUUGUGAUCCAUGAACAGCAAGACGAUCUGGGUCUAGGAGGAAACGCUGCCAGCUUGGCUAAUGGCAACAGCGGGAGGCGAGUGGCUUGCGCGGUGAUUGGCUACAAGAAGAAACCAACUUUCGGUAUUUGCACACUACCG
Molecule: messenger RNA, 486 nt
Organism: Opisthorchis viverrini
Lineage: Eukaryota; Metazoa; Platyhelminthes; Trematoda; Opisthorchiida; Opisthorchiidae
Exons: 2
Biological process (GO): removal of superoxide radicals
Molecular function (GO): superoxide dismutase activity; copper ion binding
Source: RefSeq, a predicted model, not a curated record